UUCGCCUCAGAAAAAAAUCAACUUUCAGACAUAAACAAAAAAAAAAAAAAAAAAAAAAAAAAAAAAAAAAGAUUGCUAGUAUUAAAAAAAAUCUGAAAAUUCAGCAACUGAGUUUAGAUAAAGAUCGCCCGCAUCAUUGAAGAGAAAAUUUUAUCUAGUUGUCAAAAUAUGGAGAAAGAGCAAGAGAUAGAGUGGGCAAAAGCACAGAAUAUUGCUGUGAGUGUUGAUCUUCUUGAGGCUGCUAAAAAACAGCUGGAAUUUCUUGCUGCUGUUGAUCGGAAUCGAUAUUUGUAUGAAAGUCCUGCUAUGGAAUGGGCUAUCUAUAGGUACAACGCCUUUUGGCUUCCCUUGCUGGCCAAACAUUCAGAGAAUGCCGUAUCAGAAGACCCGUUAGUUGUCCCUUUUGACUGUGAAUGGAUAUGGCAUUGCCAUAGGCUCAAUCCAGUAAGAUAUAAGUCAGACUGCGAGGAGCGGUUUGGAAGAAUCCUUGGCAACCGUAACAUCAUCUCAUCUGUUCAAGGAAUAUCAAAAAGCAGAACUGAGGAGUUAUGGAACAAAAUGUAUCCUGAAGAGUCAUAUGAGCUUGACUGUAACAGAUCUUUUCCAGGAGAUAGCUUGCAAAAGAAUGUUCAGAAUGAAAAAUUUACUAGUUAUGACCUGGUUUCUGCUGCUAAAAGACAGGUCCCUUUCUCUUUUCAGGUUGCGAGGCCACAUAUGUCUGAUGAUCUCUUUCUUCAGGAAGCGGUGGCCAGAUAUAAAGGGUUUUUGCAUCUUAUCAGGACUAACAGGAAAAACAACAUAAAACGUUUUUGUGUUCCUACUUAUGAUGUUGACCUUAUCUGGCAUACACACCAAUUAAAUCCUGUUUCUUACUGUAACGACCUCCUUAAGUUAAUGGGCAAGGUGUUAGAGCAUGAUGACACUGACUCUGACAGAACAAAAGGGAAGAAACUAGACACUGGAUUUUCUGAUACUACCAAGCAGUGGGAAGACACAUUUGGCUUAAGGUAUUGGAAAGCGGGGGCAAUGUAUAGAGGAGCUACUCCAACUCCUGUUACACAACUUCCUAUCCCAUUCACUUACGAGGCCAAGAAGUUACAUGCACCCGACAUAUGCGAUAAUUUCAUUCAAUUUCCAGAAAUGAAAGCUAUAGAGGUUCUUUUGGAAUUUGUAGAAAUAAAGAAUUUGCCUGAGGCUCACAAAGGAAACAUCCAUGUCUCCUUCCGUAAGAAACAACCUGAUAAUCUUUUUAGCGCCAAGAGAACUUUGAGCAUUUUAUCCGAGUCUGGAGAAAAACAGGUUGCUUAUUUCCAGUGUGAGCCUACUGGAGAGUUUCUCUUUGAGCUUGAAUGCCAUUCGCCUUCAUACAUACCAUUACCUAAAUCAUUCAAACCAUUUGGUUCUUGCUCCCUCUCACUGCAAGAAUGUGUGGCUUCCGGAUCACAACUUACUGUAAAUAAAUGGCUCCCUGUUGUUCCUCUACCUGGUAUCUUAGCUUCUAAGCCUAUCCUUCUGCAUGUUUCUCUUUCAUGUACUCUUCCGACAUCAGCAGUACAAGUUUUUCAUCUGUUGUGGCCUCAACCUUUCCUUAAAAGUUCUUGUUAUUUCCCACUUCCCAAGAUAGGGAAGAUUAAACAUGCUAAAAGCCGUACCUGUAUUACUGAUGAUGAUGGAAAUGAUGUUCUUAAUCUUCAAAUGAGGGAAUCGAGCAAGGACAUGACAAGAAGUACCCCUGGGUUGCUAAAGGAGGUACACUACAUCACAGGCUCUGGUGAAACACAUAGCUUGGCAGAGUUUCAGGGAAAUGGGUGGUUAAUUAAGGGGACCCAUGGCUCCUUUAAGCUUCACAAUACUUCUGGAAAUGAUGGUCAUCUCUUUGAGCUUGUUGGUCAUAAGAUGAUGAAACUUUUUGCUGGAAGAAGGCUGGACUUUGAGCCCAAACACUGCAAAAAACAGAGUAGUGAACAUGAUUUUAUGACUGCCGUUGAAUUCUCCGCAAAGUAUCCUUACGGAAGGGCGACAGCACUGAUUGAUUUUAAAAAUGGAACCUUCAAGGUCAAGGAUGAAUGGAUGAUACUAACUGGCAUCACUUUAGCCUUCAUUCUAUCUGAUAUACUGAAAAGAAAGGGUGGUUUCACUGCCAAAGUAGGUUCUAAGGAAAACAUAUUAAACCAAGUGAUCCAAGUAAUCACUUCUCCUGGUAAUGCUGAAAAUGUAAUAGAGGCCAAAGUGGAGGAGGCUUGUGGUGACAUAGGGAUACAAGGAAAUUCUCAAAGUGGAGGUUGUGGGAGUGGCUGUGGCAGUGGAUGCGGAAACAUGGUCCAGAGUGGUGGGUGUGGCAGUGGAUGUGGUAGUGGUUGCGGAAAUAUGGUCCAGAGUGGUGGCUGUGGCAGUGGAUGUGGCAGUGGUUGCGGAAAUAUGGUCCAGAGUGGUAGAUGUGGUAGUGGAUGUGGCAGCGGAUGUGGAAACAUGGUCAAGAGUGGUGGAUGUGGCAGCGAAUGUGGCAGUGGUUGUGGAAACAUGGUCCAGAGUGGUGGAUGUGGCAGUGGAUGCGGAAACAUGGUUCAGAAUGGUGGUGGUUGCGGAAGCGGCUGUGGUGGUGGUUGUAAAGGUUUUGGCGGAUAUGGUGGUGUGGUCAAGAGUGGAGGCUGCGGCGGCAGUGGUGGUUGCGGCAGUGGUUGUAGCGGCCAUAAUUUAUUGCACAAUGAUAAUGUUGGUGCCUGUGACUUGCCAAAGGUGGAGGCUUCCAUAGUGAAUGAGCAUGUGGCAGCCUAAUCAAUAAAAUCUCCACAAAUGUGUUGUUGCUUGCAAGCCUAAUUAGUUGUUAUGUUUCUCUUAUUGUUGUUUGUCUAAAGCUGUGUAUAAAUAAGUUUGGUUUAUGGGGAUAUAAAAAGGGUUUGGUAAAUAAACCUUUAAUCUCCUUAUAUGUAACGAUAAAGUCUUUGCUUUGUGUUUGGGAUGUCCAAUGUACCUUUAUAUGAAAUAAAAUGUUAUAAGAACAAUUACAGUUAUAGUUUGGGGAUACCAACUACCUUUCUUGGUUAAA
Molecule: messenger RNA, 3046 nt
Organism: Chenopodium quinoa (quinoa)
Lineage: Eukaryota; Viridiplantae; Streptophyta; Magnoliopsida; Caryophyllales; Amaranthaceae
Product: glycine-rich domain-containing protein 1-like
Exons: 9
Coding region: 169-2775 (868 amino acids)
Source: RefSeq, a predicted model, not a curated record